CCGGCGGGCGGGCGGGGCGGGGCGGCGCGGGUGAAUGGAGCCCCAGCGCCGGGAGCUGCUCGCCCAGUGUCAGCAGAGCCUGGCCCAGGCCAUGACCGAGGUGGAGGCCGUGCUCGGGCUGCUCGAGGCCGCGGGAGCGCUGAGCCCCGGCGAGCGGCGGCAGCUGGACGAGGAGGCGGGAGGCGCCAAGGCGGAGCUGCUGCUCAAGCUGCUGCUGGCCAAGGAGCGGGACCACUUCCAGGACCUGCGGGCGGCGCUGGAGAAGACGCAGCCUCACCUGCUGCCCAUUCUCUACCUGAACGGCGUCGUCGGGCCGCCACAGCCCUCCGAGGGCGCCGGCUCCACCUACAGCGUCUUGUCCAUCAUGCCCUCAGACUCAGAAAGCAGCAGCUCCCUCAGCAGUGUGGGUACCACCGGGAAGGCGCCAUCCCCUCCACCCCUCCUUCCUGACCGGCAAGUGAACGAGAAGGUGGAGAACCUCUCCAUUCAGCUGCGGCUGAUGACCCGAGAGAGGAACGAGCUGCGGAAGCGCCUGGCCUUCGCGACACAUGGGACGACCUUUGACAAGAGGCCCUACCACAGGCUGAAUCCCGACUACGAGAGGCUGAAGAUCCAGUGUGUGCGGGCCAUGUCGGACCUUCAGAGCCUGCAGAAGCAGCACACCAAUGCCUUGAAGCGGUGCGAGGAGGUGGCCAAGGAGACCGACUUCUACCACACACUCCAUAGCCGGCUCCUGAGCGACCAGACCCAGCUGAAGGAUGAUGUGGACAUGCUGAGGCGGGAGAACGGACAGCUGUUGCGGGAACGUAACCUGCUGCAGCAGUCAUGGGAGGACAUGAAGCGGCUCCAUGAGGAGGACCAGAAGGAGAUUGGUGACCUCCGGGCCCAACAGCAGCAGGUGUUGAAACACAACGGGUCGUCAGAAAUUCUCAAUAAACUGUACGACACGGCCAUGGACAAGCUGGAGGUGGUCAAGAAGGACUAUGAUGCCCUGCGGAAGAGGUACAGCGAGAAAGUUGCCAUCCACAACUCCGACCUGAGCCGCCUGGAACAGCUGGAGGAGGAGAACCAGCGUCUGCUGAAGCAGACGGAGAUGCUGACUCAGCAGAGGGACACGGCCAUCCAGCUGCAGCACCAGUGUGCCCUCUCCCUGAGGAGGUUUGAGGCCAUCCACCACGAGCUGAACAAGGCCACAGCCCAGAACAAGGACCUGCAGUGGGAAAUGGAGCUGCUGCAGUCGGAGAUGACCGAGCUGAGGACCAUGCAGUUAAAAAUGGCAAAGGAGUCGGAGAAGUACAAGGAGGAGCGGGAUGCCGUGUACAGCGAGUACAAGCUCAUCAUGAGCGAGCGCGACCAGGUCAUCUCUGAGCUCGACAAGCUGCAGACCGAGGUGGAGCUGGCGGAGUCCAAGCUCAAGAGCAGCACGUCUGAGAAGAAGGCGGCCAGCGAGGAGAUGGAGGCACUGAGACAGAUGAAAGACACGGUGACAAUGGAUGCUGGGAGAGCCAACAAGGAGGCUGAAAUCCUUCGAAAGCAAUGCAAGGCUCUGUGCCAGGAACUGAAGGAAGCCCUCCAGGAGGCGGACGUGGCCAAGUGCCGGCGGGACUGGGCCUUCCAGGAGCGGGAUAAGAUCGUGGCGGAACGGGACAGCAUCCGGACGCUCUGUGACAACCUAAGGCGGGAGCGGGACCGGGCAGUGAGCGAGCUGGCCGAGGCCCUGCGCAGCCUGGAUGACACUCGCAAACAGAAGAAUGACGUCAGCCGGGAGCUCAAGGAGCUCAAGGAGCAGAUGGAAUCCCAGCUGGAGAAGGAGGCUCGGUUCCGGCAGCUGAUGGCGCACAGCUCCCACGACUCGGCCAUCGACACAGAUUCCAUGGAGUGGGAAACGGAAAUUGUGGAGUUUGAAAGGGAGACGGAGGAUAUUGACUUGAAGGCACUUGGGUUCGAUAUGGCAGAAGGUGUGAAUGAGCCUUGUUUGCCGGGGGACUGUGGGAUAUUUGUCACUAAAGUGGACAAAGGAAGCAUUGCUGAUGGCCGCUUACGGGUCAAUGACUGGCUGCUGAGAAUCAACGAUGUGGACCUCAUCAACAAGGACAAGAAGCAGGCCAUCAAGGCCCUCCUCAACGGGGAGGGGGCCAUUAACAUGGUCGUGCGGCGGAGGAAGUCCCUGGGCGGGAAGGUGGUCACGCCACUGCACAUCAACCUGAAUGGACAGAAAGACAGCGGCAUCUGUCUGGAGAAUGGAGUAUAUGCUGCUGCCGUGAUGCCUGGAAGCCCGGCCGCCAAAGAGGGGUCCCUCGCCGUGGGAGACAGGAUUGUGGCGAUCAAUGGCAUUGCCCUGGACAACAAGUCUCUGAAUGAGUGUGAAUCUCUGCUACGUAGCUGCCAGGACUCCCUGACCCUCUCCCUCCUGAAGGUGUUCCCUCAGAGCUCCUCGUGGAGUGGCCAGAACAUCUUCGAGAACAUCAAGGACUCUGAUAAGAUGCUGAGCAUCCGAGCCCACGGCACCGAGGUACAGGCCCAGAAUAAACGGAGUCUGUUGCAGCACAAUAACUCCACGCAGACGGACAUCUUCUAUGCGGACAGGCUGGAGGAGAGAAGGGAGCCGGGCCCCCCAGGAGGCAGCAGCUCUUCCGGGGAGCGUGGCUACGGGCUGGUGGAUGUGCGCAGCCGGCGACCGCUGCUGCCCUUCGACACAGAGGGGGGCCCCUGCGGGGCGGCAGAGGCCCCCCUGGAUAAGACAGAACCUGAGAGCUCCAGCAGCGGCGGGACCUGGCCCAAGGCUGUGCUCGGCUCCGCGGCAGGGCCCGAGAAGCUCUCUGUUUAUAAGAAACCAAAGCAAAGAAAGUCUAUCUUUGACCCUAACACUUUCAAACGCCCCCAGACUCCCCCCAAAAUUGACUACCUGCUCCCAGGCCCUGGGUCUGCUCACUCUCCCCAGACCUCUAAGAGGGUGGGGCCUCUGACACCCCCAAAACCUCCCAGGAGGAGCGACUCCAUUAAGUUCCAGCACAGACUGGAAACCAGUUCCGAGUCUGAGGCUACUCUGGUCGGCAGCUCCCCGUCUGCCAGCCCCCCGAGCGCACUGCCCCCUGGCGUGGACCCCGGGGAACUCACGCACACCUCACCCCCUCGCAAGGCCAGAGUCCGCAUUGCUUCCAGCUACUACCCUGAAGGGGACGGGGAUUCCUCCUAUCUGCCUGCCAAGAAGUCCUGUGAUGGGGACCUCACCUCCCAGAAGAUGGACGAGCUGGGGCAGAAGCGCCGUCGUCCAAAGUCAGCUCCCAGCUUCCGGCCCAAGCUGGCUCCAGUAGUGAUUCCUGCUCAGUUCCUGGAGGAGCAGAAGUGUGUCCCGGCCGGUGGAGAACUCUGCCCAGAGCUUCAGGAAUGGUCCCCUUACUCACCAGGGCACCCCAGCAGGCACAGCAACCCCCCAUUCUACCCUGGCAGGGCAUCUGUGGGUACUGUUCCCCGGAGUAUGACCCCGAGCACCACUGUGAGCUCCAUCCUGAGGAACCCCAUCUACACUGUGCGUAGCCACAGGGUCGGCCCAUGCAGCUCUCCGCCUGUGCCCAGAGAGGUUGGCCCCCAGGGUUUGCACCCCAGCGUCCAGCACCAGGGACGCCUGAGCCUGGAUCUGAGCCACAGGACUGGCAGCGACUACUCAGAGAUGAGAACCUCUCAUGGGUCCAACUCUCUGCCCUCCAGUGCCCGCCUUGGGUCUUCGAGCAACUUGCAGUUCAAGGCGGAACGCAUUAAAAUCCCUUCGACACCAAGAUACCCACGGUCUGUUGUGGGCUCCGACAGAGGUUCCUUGUCACAUUCUGAGUGCAGCACGCCUCCCCAGUCACCCCUGAACAUCGACACCCUGUCCUCAUGUAGCCAGUCCCAGACCUCAGCCUCCACGUUGCCCAGGAUUGCCGUCAACCCCGCGGCCCUCGGGGAACGGAGAAAGGACCGGCCCUAUGUGGAGGAGCCACGCCACGUCAAGCUGCAGAAGGGCUCGGAGCCUCUGGGCAUCUCCAUCGUGAGUGGAGAGAAGGGCGGGGUCUACGUCUCCAAGGUGACUGGGGGAAGCAUCGCCCACCAGGCUGGCCUCGAGUAUGGGGAUCAGUUACUUGAGUUCAAUGGCAUAAACCUGCGGAGUGCCACGGAGCAACAGGCCCGGCUCAUCAUUGGACAGCAGUGUGACACUAUCACCAUUCUGGCCCAGUACAACCCACAUAUGCACCAGCUCAGCUGCCACUCUCGGUCCAGCUCCCACCUGGACCCUGUCGGCGCUCACUCCACUCUCCAGGGCAGCAGUGCCACCAGCCCGGAGCAUCCCUCUGUCAUCGACCCUCUGAUGGAGCAGGACGAGGGCCCUGGUGCCCCCCCGGCCAAGCAGAGCACCCCCAGUUCCAGGAUGGUGGGAGAAGCCAACAAGAAGAGCCCAGAGCCCAGACUUGUCUUCAUCAAAAAGUCCCAGCUGGAGCUUGGCGUGCAUUUAUGUGGAGGGAACCUGCACGGGGUGUUUGUGGCUGAGGUGGAGGAUGAUAGUCCUGCCAAGGGCCCCGAUGGCCUUGUGCCAGGAGACCUCAUCCUUGAGUACGGCAGUCUGGACAUGCGUGGCAAGACGGUGGAGGAGGUCUACGUGGAGAUGCUGAAGCCCAAGGACGGUGUCCGUCUCAAGGUGCAGUACCGCCCUGAGGAGUUCACCAAGGUGAAGAGCCUGCCUGGUGACAGCUUCUACAUCAGGGCCCUCUACGACCGGCUGGCCGAGGUGGAGCAUGAGCUGAGCUUUAAGAAAGAUGACAUCCUCUACAUUGACGACACUUUGCCUCAGGGCACAUUUGGGUCCUGGAUGGCCUGGCAGCUGGACGAGAAUGCCCAGAAGAUCCAGCGCGGGCAGAUCCCCAGCAAAUAUGUGAUGGACCAAGAAUUCUCCAGGAGACUCAGCAUGUCUGAAGUCAAAGACGACAACAACGCCACAAAGACGCUGUCGGCAGCUGCACGCAGAUCCUUCUUCCGAAGGAAACAUAAGCACAAACGCAGCGGGUCCAAAGAUGGGAAGGACCUCCUGGCCUUGGACACCUUUUCCAACGACACCAUUCCACUCUUUGAAGAUUCGGUGAGCCUUGCCUAUCAGCGGGUCCAGAAAGUAGACUGCACCUCCCUGAGGCCCGUCCUCAUUCUGGGGCCCUUACUGGACGUGGUGAAGGAGAUGCUGGUGAACGAGGCGCCCGGCAAGUUCUGCAGAUGCCCCCUUGAGGUGAUGAAGGCCUCCCAGCAGGCCAUCGAGCGGGGCGUCAAAGACUGCCUGUUCGUCGACUAUAAGCGGAGGAGUGGCCAUUUUGAUGUGACCACGGUGGCUUCCAUAAAGGAGAUCACAGAAAAGAACCGGCACUGUCUCCUGGACAUCUCCCCCCAUGCCAUCGAGCGGCUGCACCACAUGCACAUCUACCCCAUUGUCAUCUUCAUCCACUACAAGAGCGCCAAACACAUCAAGGAGCAGCGAGACCCCAUCUACCUGAAGGACAAGGUGACUCAGAGGCAUUCCAAAGAGCAGUUCGAGACGGCUCAGAAGAUCGAACAGGAGUACAGUAGAUACUUCACAGGGGUCAUCCAGGGAGGAGCCCUGUCGAGCAUUUGCACUCAGAUCUUGGCAAUGGUCAAUCAAGAACAAAACAAAGUCCUGUGGAUUCCAGCCUGCCCGCUGUAGAAGAAUGCCACGCUGGAAGUCGCUGCGGCUUGUCUGCCGGCAUAAACGUGUGGCCCAGCUCCUUCUCAGUGACUGAAAGUACACGUCUAUCUGUAUAUAAACAUGGAGGGGAAGGACCUGUGCACAUGGGACUCCGGAAGCAUCUCCUCUGUAGACCCAGGGCCACAAGUGAACAGGAUCCGGGCCCAGGCCAUUGGACCGCCUUCCUCUCACACAUGUGCUUUAAGACGAAAUAAAAAAACACAAAAGACUUUUCGAUAGAGGGGUUCAACACCACCCUUUCUUUAGCCAGCCGAUCAGAGAUGCUGCAAAGACAACCUUUCAGAUCACACGUUUACAAGCCUUUUCUAAGUAUUGGUUGCUUAUGUUUACUUGAACGGCUCCAUGUUGUCGGUGCCCAGCCCUAUCCCUCUGUCAGCCACCCCCUGUGUUGCUUUGGUGUUGGGUUUUGUUCCUGCUUUUAGCAAAAUGACUCUGGAACCUCGCUGGGGCCCACUUUGCUCUGGGAGGUUCCUGUCGGUGGGACCAGAGCUUCAAGAAACUUCCCACUCCACGGUGGCACCUCUCCUGGAAGGGACACGGUGACUGCACAGGCUUAGCCGCUCUUGUGGCAGGACCAGUGCCUUUGUAGGGCCGAGUCACCAGCAGCCGUGUUCUCCCUUCCUGCGCCAGGAAGACCACGUAGGCUUCCUGCACCUUCAUUGCUCGGGCUUUCUGUCCUACCUUCUGUGUUCUCUCAUUUCUUCUCCAUCUGUGAUUGUUGCGUCCGCAUUCUACCUGGGGUCACCACCACACCGUAGUUCUGGGCAGGGUGUUAGUUAACCGAGGGCUGGUGCGUGCUACUGGGACCUCUUCAGCUUCUGUAAAUAAUGACCGCUUUAUCAGUGCAAUUUUUGCAGGGUAACUCUUAAACGCUGGGGGCUGGGGCAGUUACAUCAGCUGUCUCUGAUGUGAAGACACUCGUGUUUCAGACUUUGAACCCAGAGCGCUUAGGGGAAGCUUAAUGCCGAGUGUCCUCACUGUCAGACAUCUAGAGAGCGGCUGAGGACCUUCUUAGUCCCAGUGACCGUGCUCCCAGCAUAAACACGACCCCACAAGAACGUCUUUGUUGGGGGUUUUGUUUUGGUUGGGUUUUCUUCUUUUCUUUUCUUUUUUUCUUUUUCUUUCUUUUUUUUUUUUUUUUUUUUUUUUUUUGCACUUCUGAUGCUGGAUAUCUCCGGCUGAAGAUUUGAUGUGGUUCCUCCUUAAAUUGUGCGUCCUGUUAAUAAUAGGUACUGUACUGGGCUCCGUGGAAGUGUCACUGGGGUAGGACCUAUAUUUUAAUACUAUUCCUAACAUUUCAUUUUACUAGCAAGAAAUCUUUGAUUUCAUUUUAUUCUUUGUAAUUCUAGACACUAGAUUGUAGAUUAGCCAAACUGACAUUUUUUAAAAAAAAGGGAUAUAUUUUCUUGCACAGUUGUUCAAAAAGAGACAUGUGUCAGUCCUCAGUGCUGCCCUUUGUUUCACAGGUACGCGUCGUCUUCUAGCUCAGACAACCAAGACAGACGGUGGGCUGUCUGCGGUCCCACCUGGUGCCCUCUGGCUGUCUCUCUGGGUUGCGGCCCGAGUGGGACUGUGAUGGUAGUGUGCACAGGUACUGUUCUGACAGACUGGGAUUUUCUGUACUAAAACCUUACUUUGUAUCAAAAGUUACACAGACUUUAGUACAAUAAAUAAAGGUCAAUUUCCGUAACUUGUUGAAA
This is a messenger RNA of Herpailurus yagouaroundi (jaguarundi), 7443 nucleotides long. It is a transcript of the gene DLG5, whose product is annotated as discs large MAGUK scaffold protein 5. NCBI's taxonomy places the organism in Eukaryota, Metazoa, Chordata, Mammalia, Carnivora, Felidae. Gene Ontology annotation, biological process: regulation of apoptotic process; negative regulation of hippo signaling. The record is from RefSeq and is a predicted model, not a curated record. Gene Ontology annotation, molecular function: protein binding. The coding region runs from base 35 to 5701 and encodes 1888 amino acids. The transcript has 32 exons. Gene Ontology annotation, cellular component: plasma membrane.